GUGGGGGGGAGUUCAAAAACUAGGAAGGGCAUACCUGAAAAAAAAAAAAAAGUAAGCCCUAGUUUUAAAAAAAAAAAAAAAGAUUUAUUAUUUUUUUUUUCUUCUCCCGCACGUACUCCCAAUACUACACCCCACUCUUCCCUUUAUUUAAUAAUGUUGGCCGCCUCUCGUAAAGCCAUUAUCAGCACUGCCUCCAAGGCCACCUAUGCUACUGCAGCUACCGCCAAUGGACUUCAAACUUCUGUUGCCUCCAACGGCAUUAAGGUUACUUCUAGCCAAGAACCCGGUCAAACUGCUUCUUUAGCUGUUGUUGUUAAUGGUGGUUCCAGAGCCGAAUCUGGUAAGAAUGCUGGUGUUGCACACUUCUUGAAGAACUAUGGAUUCAAGAACAACGCCAACCGUACUGCUUUCCGUAUUGCUCGUGAAGCUGAACUUGCUGGUGCCGUCUUAUCCUCCAACCUCAGCCACGAAGCUCUUGUCUACUCUGCUGAACUUUUGAAGGGAGAUGCUGAAUUAUUUGCUGAAAUUUUAAGCGAUGUUGUCACCAAGCAAAAGUAUCAACAACAUGAAUUCUACGAUGUUGCACACCAAACUGCCUCUGAAUCUGCCAGUGCUUUUGCCACUGCUGAGAUCAGUGCUAUUGAGAAUGCUCAUCAAGUUGCUUUCCGUACCGGUCUUGGUAACUCCAUCUUCGCUAAGCCUACUGCCCGUAUCAACAACGAUGCUGUCAAGGCUUAUGCUCAAGAACUUUUCACUCAAGAUAACAUUGCCCUUGUCGGUACUGGUAUUGAUCACCAAGUUCUCCAAAACUUGGCUGAGACUUACUUCAACUUGCCUUCUGGUAAGCUCUCCUUGACCGCCUCUACAUACUAUGGUGGUGAAUCUCGUAUUGAGAACGUCUCCAGCAAGGGUGAAUAUGUCCUUGCCUUCGAAGGUGCUGCUGCUGACUCUGCCGAGUUCGCUGCUCUUCAAGUCCUCCGUCACGCUCUUGGUGGUGAGGUCAAUGUUAAGCACACUGCUGGUUCCGGUAUCCUUGCUCAAGCUGCUGCCAAGUUUGCUGAAGGUACUGAGAUCAAGGCCUUCAACUUGGGUUACUCUGAUGCCGGUCUCUUUGGUCUCCAAGUUUCUGCUGCCACUGCCGAAACUGGUGCUGCCAUCUCUGCUGCUGCCGAACAAUUGAAGGCCGCUGCUAAGGGUCUUUCUUCUGAAGACUUCUCUAGAGCCGUUGCUCAAGCCAAGUUCGCUGCCACUGCUGGUUUCGAAACUCGUCUCGAUCGUCUCCAAACCCUCGGUGUCCAGGCCCUCCGUUCUGGCAAGUAUACCUCUGCUGCUGAAUCUGUUGCAGCAAUCGAGAAGGUCACUACUGCUGAUAUUGCUCAAGUUGCUGAAAAGUUAUUGAAGAGCAAGACUACCACCGUUGCCCUCGGUGAUCUUACUAGCUUGCCUUAUGCUGAUUCCGUCUCUUUGUAAUUUAAAAAAAAAUCCACUAAACAUUUACACAAUACAUACAAAAGACCUACUACUACAAAAAAAAAAAGAAUAAGAGAAUUUUGAAACAAUAACCGGGCUUUGGGAAAAUAUACAUAAAUUAUUUUUAUUUAUUUAUUU
Molecule: messenger RNA, 1608 nt
Organism: Mucor mucedo
Lineage: Eukaryota; Fungi; Mucoromycota; Mucoromycetes; Mucorales; Mucoraceae
Product: Metalloenzyme, LuxS/M16 peptidase-like protein
Exons: 5
Coding region: 154-1470 (438 amino acids)
Cellular component (GO): mitochondrion
Molecular function (GO): metal ion binding
Source: RefSeq, a predicted model, not a curated record